GACAAAUUUGAAACCCCAAAUUGGGAAAAAAAAGAAGAAAAAAACCCAUCAUUUCCUACCCCUCGCGACGACGAUGUCCGCGGAGAGACCGCUGCCCCCUUCCAUCGCCGCUCAGCUCAGCUACCUCCUCAACAACUCUCCUCUCCCUCUCAAGGUCGAUCAAAUCUGGUCAGGCUGCAGAAAUUCCCGCUACUCCGAUCGAUUCACUCUCUUGAUCCCCUUCUGCCUCGAUUACAUCAAGUGGGAUUUUAUGUAUAAUGAGAUGUAUCCCUCGGUGCCCCCCGACAUUGUGUUCUCGGCCGAAGACGAGGGUUUUAACCCGCUUCUCGAGAUUGCUGGGGGUGGGGAGAAGGGGGAGGAGAGGAAAAGUUGUCUGAGGAGUUGGAGCAGCAAAGAUCCUUCGAAGUUGCUUUCGCUCUUUCUUGAGAUUAGAGAGUUGUAUUUGGAGUACCACAGGAAGCGUGUGGGGGAAUUGGAUGAUGAGAGGUUGAAGUUUGAGACGGAUACCAUUUUAUCGAGGAAGGCAGAAGAAGUUAGGUUUGCUGUCCCAUUACUGGAUGAAAUUGACUUGAAUAAACUUGUUCCUGGGAGUCCUUGGAGACGUCAGCAAAAAUUUUUCUUACAGGUGGGCUUUCCUGUUAACCGAGGGUUUUCAGCUAGUGCUCCUACUCCACGAAUAAGAUUAGUCUCUUCUCCAGAUUUGAAAACUCUGAUGGCUACGGAAGAUAUCAAGCUUCCUUCAUGGGUAGCUGGGAUGUGCAUGGCCGAGUACUUACCUACUUUUGAAGACAACCUGAAGAUGCAGGUGGUGGAGGCGGUUGCUGCAAUUGGUGCAAGAAGACGAUUUAUUGAGGCUUUACUGCCUUUGUUUGGAAGGCCAGUAGAAGCUGAUUCGGUUUUUUGCAGGAAAGCAUCAGUUCUUGCUAGCUCUGGAGUUUUCACAUUUCUGGUUCAUUUUUCAAUUCCUACUCAGUUCCCCAGGUUGCAACCUACUUUGACGUUGCAAAGUUGCCAGAAUUGGACAAAUCAGGGUUUAGCCAUAGUCUCACCUCCUAUAAAUGACUACCCAUGGAGUCCCAGAUGGGAGGUACCAAAAAUGGCUGAGCGCAUAUUUGAAUUUUUAGUGGAUGAGUCGUUGGCUUUCAAGAAGCACUGUGCUGAUGCCUCUUCAGUAGCUCCAUCUUGAUGCUUUCCUCUAUGAUGGGAAUUAGGAUACGACGGACUCGGAACUUUUUGAAAGCAACGAUAUAGAAACUUCAGAUUUCUCCAUGGAUAGGGAGAACAAGGUUUAUGUACAGCAAUGUACGCUGACUAGUUGGUGGUUCAAUACCUAAACAGCAACUGGAUGCUGGGCUGUAAGUUGCAAAAUAGAAUCUUGGUUGUUGCCUGUUGGAUCGUCAUUUGUUGUAUCUAAACAAUGUUUGUAUUUGUUUUUUUGUCAUACAUGCGUUAUCUUAUUUAUAUCAGUUUUGCAUGUUAUCAAGUAUGGAUGAGUUUGGCUA
Asparagus officinalis (garden asparagus) is the source of this 1502-nucleotide messenger RNA. RefSeq names its product BRCA1-A complex subunit BRE. Gene Ontology annotation, cellular component: BRCA1-A complex; BRISC complex. Lineage: Eukaryota; Viridiplantae; Streptophyta; Magnoliopsida; Asparagales; Asparagaceae. Gene Ontology annotation, biological process: double-strand break repair. Bases 74 to 1186 code for a protein of 370 amino acids. The record is from RefSeq and is a predicted model, not a curated record. The transcript is spliced from 13 exons.